AUGCCUACAGUCUUAUAUUGUCAAAAUCUAAAUCCCAUUCAGCAUAGUGAUAAAAAUGAAUUACAUCAAAUUGGCUCUGGAUUUUGGAAUGUUCGUGGUCGUUUUAAAAUUCUCGCUAAACUAGUUGAUAUUGAAACACACAUGUCAUUUAUUCAAUUACAUAGCGGAAAAUUUCUUGUUAUCGAUACAAUUGAACUCAAUGAUAAACUUCGACAAGAAAUUAAUCAUUUAACAGAUAAUGGAGACAAAAUUGAAGCUGUAAUAGGUACACAUCCAUUUCAUACUUUAUCAUUCCCAGCGUUCUACGAAUCAUAUCCAAAUGCAGCUUAUUAUGGAACACCAAGACAUUUACGUCGAUUAACACAUAUUCCAUGGAUUGGAAAUCUUCAUGAUUGUGAUGUGAGAAAAAAAUGGGAACCAGAUGUAGAAUUGCGUUUCCCGGCAGGUGCCGAAUUUAUUAAUCCACAACCUGAAUCAUCGAAUCAUUUUUCAAGUGUCUUUGUCUACCAUCGAGCAUCUGCUACUCUUCACGUUGAUGAUACAAUUAUUUAUGCAGAAAAGUCUAAUUUUUUACUCAAAUUAUUUGGUUAUAAAGAUGGUACUAUGGCUUUUCAUCCAUCAAUCAAGAAUGUUGGUCUUCAUCCGACAAGUGAUGCUCCAUAUUUAUUUCGUGACUGGAUGCGGGAUAUGUUGAAUGAUUGGCCUUUUGAAAAUAUUUGUUGUGCUCAUAUGGGUGUUAAAAAAGGUGGAGCACAUAGAGACGUUUUCACACUUCUUGUUAAAGCAGAACGUUUAUUUGGGAAAUUAAGCGAAAGAAAUCGUAAACGAAAUCCCGAAGGUGAACUGCCGACAGGCAACCAUCAUACUAUGAAUAUUCUUGAAGAUGAAUGUGGAUAG
This is a messenger RNA of Rotaria socialis, 897 nucleotides long. NCBI's taxonomy places the organism in Eukaryota, Metazoa, Rotifera, Eurotatoria, Philodinida, Philodinidae. The record is from the annotation of a GenBank genome assembly.